AAGAGAAUCAGGACAUCCAGCUAAUAUUUCCACUUCCUUUCAGAGAGAUCAACCUGAUGAAGGACAAAACACUCAGUCUUUCAGAUCUUCUUCAUAUCUUUUUUCCUGAAACAAAAGAAAUGGAAAUAUCCAGUGAUGAAUAUAAAGUGUUGUUUCAUCUUUGAUGGUCUGGAUGAGUGUCGUCUGUCUCUGGAUUUUGAGAGUACAGUGAAACUAUGUAAUAUAUCUGAAUCAGUCUCAGUGGACGUGCUGCUGAUGAACCUCAUUGUGGGGAAUCUGCUUCCCUCUGCUCUCAUCUGGAUCACCUCCAGACCAGCAGCAGCUGAUCUCGUCCCCUCUGAGUGUGUCCAUCGAGUGACAGAGGUACGAGGCUUCAAUGAUCCACAGAAGGAGGAAUACUUCAGGAAGAGAAUCAGUGAUCAGAGUCUGGCCGACAGGAUCAUCUCACACCUGAAGUCAUCAAGGAGCCUCUACAUCAUGUGCCACAUCCCAGUGUUCUGCUGGAUCUCAGCCGCUGUUCUGGAGAAGAUGUUGAGUCGAGCAGAGAGUGGAGAGAUUCCCACGACUCUCACUCAGAUGUACACACACUUCCUGAUCCUUCAGACCAACAUCAAACAUGAGAAGGACUAUGAGAAGACAGUUAAAGAUGAAGACAUGAUUGUCAAACUGGAGAAACUAGCUUUUCAGCAGCUUGUGAAAGGAAACCUGAUCUUCUACGAGGAAGACCUGAGAGAGUGUGGCAUUGAUGAGACAGAAGCAGCAGUGUACUCAGGAUUGUGCACUCAGAUCUUCAGAGAGGAGUUGGGCUUGUAUCAGGGGAAGUCUUCUGCUUUGUUCAUCUGAUCAUCCAGGAACAUCUAGCAGCUCUAUAUGCACAUCUCUCCUUUACAAAGAACUACAGAAAUGUGUUUGACCAAACUGAACAAAGUCUCUUCUUUAAAGUUUUAAACUGGAUUUAUAACAUUCUGUACUGGGUUCUAA
Messenger RNA from Carassius carassius (crucian carp), 981 nucleotides. Its product is annotated as NLR family CARD domain-containing protein 3-like. Bases 136 to 843 code for a protein of 235 amino acids. NCBI's taxonomy places the organism in Eukaryota, Metazoa, Chordata, Actinopteri, Cypriniformes, Cyprinidae. The record is from RefSeq and is a predicted model, not a curated record. The transcript has a single exon.